Messenger RNA from Trichoderma reesei QM6a, 966 nucleotides. RefSeq lists its product as uncharacterized. The transcript has a single exon. NCBI's taxonomy places the organism in Eukaryota, Fungi, Ascomycota, Sordariomycetes, Hypocreales, Hypocreaceae. The coding region runs from base 1 to 966 and encodes 321 amino acids. The record is from RefSeq and is a predicted model, not a curated record.
AUGGACUCCCACGCCCCAAACCCCCUUUUCCACGCCCUCGACAUCAUCCUCGCCUACCUCAACCACGGCGACUCCCGCCCCGAAAUCGACUUCCUCGCCUCCGCCGCCGAAGCCUGGUGCCACUACCAUCUCCCUCCUCCCCUGUCCCUCGACCCGACGAGCCUCGACGACGUCCUCUGGACGCACCCGCACCUCUUUGACCUCUCCAUCCGCUCCUUCGCCCGCCUCUACACCUUCGACAUCCAACGCACAAAGCCCAUAUUCUUCCCCUCCCACCAAGCACCCUCCCUCGCCCAGCGAACGACCGCAACGCUCCUCCUCUCCUCAACCUCCCCGGAACAUCACGCCCACGCCCACCCUCACACGCACACGCACACGCACACGCACACGCACAUCAGGCCCCUCCUCACAGCGCAGCACUUCUUCUCCGCCGUCCUCGACGCCUACACCCUCUCCGUCGGCGGCAAAGGUAGGCCCUUCCACGACCGCAUCGUAGCCCAGGACCUCAGGGCCUCGCCCAUCAUCUACUACAUGCCCGAGGUCGUCCGGCGCAUCGCCGCCCUGGACCCGCGCGAGCUGCUGACUACACAGUUCUCGACGUUUAGUCCAAAGACGAGCCUGGGCUUUUCGUGCUACCUGAGCAAGGGGUUCGACAUCGUCAUGAUGGAUGCGCCGCCCAUCGUGUACCCCGGUGAGGGCGACUCGCAUAUAGAGUUUAUGGAUAUUGACGAUGCUGGUUCUCCCUUUGCUGGUAAUGCUGCUGCUGCUGCUGCUCACUCUGGCAAACAAAGACGGAGAGGGAGAAGAGCACCGAGGCCGCAGAAUCAACAUUCCGAGACGUGUCGGGUCAGUGAGACUUUGCCGAAGCCGACACCUGAAAGCAAUGGCGCCAAGAGGAACCCCUCUGGUCAAUCGCGCGGUAAGCAAUCCCAGGGCGCAAGAAAGAGGAGGAAGAGGAAAGCAUGA